Molecule: messenger RNA, 1676 nt
Organism: Cynara cardunculus var. scolymus (artichoke)
Lineage: Eukaryota; Viridiplantae; Streptophyta; Magnoliopsida; Asterales; Asteraceae
Product: putative RNA-binding protein Luc7-like 2
Exons: 13
Coding region: 104-1366 (420 amino acids)
Biological process (GO): mRNA splice site recognition
Cellular component (GO): U1 snRNP; U2-type prespliceosome
Molecular function (GO): mRNA binding
Source: RefSeq, a predicted model, not a curated record
AUCGUCGACUUUAUCGUGCGUUGUUCCGAAAUUUCCCUGAAAACCAAACACCAAAACCCUAACCACUGCGUCUUUGGGCGGAGAAGGGAAGGAGUUUGUUCUGAUGGAUGCAAUAAGGAAGCAGCUCGAUGUGUUGAUGGGAGCAAAUCGGAAUGGAGAUGUCAGAGAAGUCAAUCGCAAGUACUACGAUCGUGAUGUCUGUCGUCUCUUCUUAGUCGGCCUUUGUCCUCACGAACUUUUCCAACUCACUAAAAUGGACAUGGGACCAUGCCCGAAGGUGCACUCAUUUCAGCUGAGGAAAGAAUACCAAGAAGCCAAGGCAAAAGGUCAAGAUAACUAUGAUAGGGAAUUGGAGGAUGUUAUAGACAGGCUCAUUGUUGAAUGUGACAGAAAAAUUGCCAGAGCUCUUAAACGUCUUAGUGAGGAGGAUGCUAAAGCAGCUAUUGCUAUUUCUGUGUCGGAGGUUACUCAGACACCUGAGAUUCUUGAAUUGUCCAAGCAGAUAAAGGAGAAGCUGAAAGAAGCUGAUCAAUAUGACUUGGAAGGGAAAGCAGAUAUGAAGAUUCGAGCUUUGGAGAUGGUUGAAGAACUCAGAACACAAAGAGCAGACAAACAGUCGAUGCUUUUAUUGGACGCAUUCAACAAAGAUCGAGCUUCUUUACCUCAACCGCUUGCAAAUCCUCCUCCAUUGGCACCAUUGCCUUUGGCUACUCCUGAUGCUCGCACUCAGGAGUUGAUUAACGAGAAGCUGAAAAAAGCAGAAGAUCUUGGCGAGCAAGGAAUGGUGGAUGAAGCACAAAAAGCGCUCGAAGAGGCUGAAGCACUUAAAAAGCUUUCAAUGCAGUUGCCUCCUCGCCAGGAAACAGUUACAGACUCGUCUAAGUAUACUGCUGCAGAUGUGCGAGUUACUGAUCAGAAGUUACGUGUUUGUGACAUAUGUGGAGCGUUCUUAAGUGUUUAUGACAGUGACCGCCGCUUAGCGGAUCAUUUUGGAGGAAAGCUACACCUUGGCUAUAUGCAAAUUCGGGAGAAGUUAGCUGAUCUUCAGGAAGAGAGAAACAAUAAAAGGAAGCCUAUUGAAGAUGACAGAAGAUCAAAAGAACGAAGCAGGGAUCUUGAGCGGGAAGGAAGCAGAGAUCAUGAUCGAGCAAGUAGCCGUGAUCGUGUAAGGGAUCAUGAUCGUAGGAGUAGAGACCGUGAUAGGCAUCAUGAUCGCGGUCGUGGCUAUGACCGUUAUGAUCGUGAUAGAGAAAGAGAUCGAGAUCGUUCGCGUAGCUAUGAUUCAAGGAGUCGGCACAGAUCGCGAUCGCACUCAAGGGAGCGUCCCAGGGAUUAUGAUCGUCAAAGGCGCUAUGACCGAUACUAGCCAUGAAGCGGAUGAAAGAAGGUUUCUUCUUUUCUGGGAACAUUUGUUUUGUUUUUUUGGUUGAACUAGUGGGAUUUCUAAUUUGAUACUAGAAGAAACUGCUCUUGUAUUUGUUUUCUUAUCGGGAUUACCGUUUUAUGUUUGUUUUUCUAGAGCAGCUCUAUGUAUAGUAGUGUUGCAUCUUCUUCACCAUGUUCAGAGCUUUUAAGUGCAGGAUUGUGGCACCCAAAUUAUACUAUCGUCUUAUCGCUGUAAGUCUAUGCUUUUCUUGACGGAUUCUGGUUUCGUUAUGAAAUUAUUUGAACGUCAA